AUGGGAUUAAGUUUUGUCCGCCAGCAAAACUUGGUUCAUCGAGAUUUGCAUCCAGGGAAUAUAUUAAAUGACAGAUAUGGGGACGGUGAUGGAGAUGGUUUUGAUAGAAGUUUUAUUACUGAUGUAGAACCAUGCAGACCAACUAAUUAUCGAGAAAAAGAAGGCGAGAUCUUUGGUAUUCCUCCUUAUGUUGCCCCGGAAGUGAUUCUAGGUCAGCCUUAUACCCCGGCUAGUGAUAUUUAUUCUUUUGGAAUAGUAGCUUAUGAACUAUUCGCUAAUGCUUAUCCUCACCUUGAUUACGAUUUCGGCAACAAAAUAAUUUGUAAAAUUUUUUUUGACCAAGUGGUAAAUGAGGAGUUAAGACCUAAUAUAGAUGAAAUUCCCCUACCCAAAGAAAUAAAAGAUUUAAUCACAAGGUGUUGGAAUGCUGAUCCUGCUAAAAGACCAACUGCUCAAGAACUUUAUAGGACUUUAGAGAAAGAAUAUAACCACUUCUCUAAAAACACUUCUUAUAGAAUUAAUCCCACCUCUGUCGUUGCUAGUAUACCAAUAAACACUAAUCAAAUCACCGAAUCAUUAAAAAAAGCCUGUAAUUAA
Funneliformis geosporum is the source of this 597-nucleotide messenger RNA. The record is from the annotation of a GenBank genome assembly. NCBI's taxonomy places the organism in Eukaryota, Fungi, Glomeromycota, Glomeromycetes, Glomerales, Glomeraceae.